AUGAUUGCGGCGAGGGUGUUUUGCCGCACGAAGCAGGUGGGCGUGUCUGGAUCCCGACCUGACGAUUACAUCAUCUUCUUCACAUGGGUAUAUCUUAUCUUCCAGUCACUGGGAUGGAUCCAAUUCCGACUUACACCAUGGCAGUCCCUCUACACUUCUGUAUGCGUGAUGGCAACGCUCUUCGCGCUGAUUGCCCAAGGCAAACACACCUCGCUCCUGACCGCGGAACAGCGCACGGCAUUGCCAGAAUCAGAAUUCUAUCAGUGGGAGUACGGCUCGAAGAAUUUCGUCGCGGGCAUGAUUAUCUAUGCGACAGUAGUGUGGUCAUUGAAGUUCAACAUGUUGUUUUUCUAUCGAAGGUUGGUUGCGGGACAGUGGGUAGACAAGUUCAUAUUCCCUGUCAUGGGUCUAGUUGGUGCCACAGCGGUUGCGAUGGCUCUGAUCAUUGCCCUGACAUGUCGACCUCUCUAUCUCAUGUGGCAAAUUCGCCCAGAUCCAGGAGAGAAUUGUGUGCCACAAAACAAAGUUUACUUCUACAGCAUCUUCGUGAUGAACGUCAUCACAGAUCUAUGCAUAAUUGCCAUUCCUAUACCCGUGAUUAGUCUCGUCAGAGCCUCGAUAUGGCGCAGAAUCGGAGUGUAUUUCCUUUUCAGCUUGGGAGUUUUCAUCAUGGUUGCUGCGACAAUCCGUGUGGUUCUCAUUUUUCACCCUACAGGCGGAUUUGGCCCAGGGGCAAUGUGGUCAAUUCGUGAGGACUUCAUUGCCAUUUUCGUUGGGCAGGCCCCCAUGGUGGUGCCUCUUUUCAAGCGGAGAGUAUGGGCUCAAUUCUAUCACAAGUACAAGUUCACACCGAAAUCAAGUCAGGGCUCGGAUGGUAUAGAGUUGAGUGAUGGGAUUUCCAGCAACCAUAACAACGACAAAAAGAAGCCAAAAGAUCCAUACAGUCUUACACAGCUAGGGUUUACUCAUGUUACAAAUGCGACUCUUGGAACACGAAAUGCAGCAACCUCAGUUGCGAAGAACAGCUCAGAAAAGUUAGCGGUUGCGGCGGAGGAAGUUUACAUAUUAGCUCCAUUCAGAGACUUUGGGCCAGACCUAGGAGCAAUAGAAUUUGUCUCGAGAGAAGAUCGGCACAGUCUCGAGAUUACCACUGUGUCCGAUCUCCCCAGGGCCGAGACAAGGAAAAUGGUCAGCAAGAGAGGAGAGUUGUAA
Messenger RNA from Colletotrichum acutatum, 1212 nucleotides. RefSeq lists its product as uncharacterized. The record is from RefSeq and is a predicted model, not a curated record. Lineage: Eukaryota; Fungi; Ascomycota; Sordariomycetes; Glomerellales; Glomerellaceae. Bases 1 to 1212 code for a protein of 403 amino acids. The transcript is spliced from 6 exons.